CGCAGAUCGCAGCUGUGUUCUGUUUUCUCAUGCACGCGCACCGUGUCGCGCGGCGUGUACGUGAUAGCGACACGACACCACCGGCACGCUACAUACGAGACGUUCUCGCGUGUGACGUGGGGGAGAAACGUGCGCUGCACGACCAGUGACAGACAAAAUGGCGGAGUACAGUGAUAGUAGAGCGGUGCAUAUCCCGCGGACUGCGUCAACGUGUACCGCAACGGGGGUUAGGAACAAUAACGAGAACCGCAGUCCGACGACAGCUGGUCGCGGCAUGGAACGACCGAUGACAGCGACGACGAAACGUCGCGGUCACCAGCAUCAUCCGCGACACACCACGCGACGACGUCUCGACGCUUCCAGCAGAGGACCCGCGCAGUGUGGCCCUGCUGGUAACGCCGAGGACAUCACCACGUCCGUCGGCGGUACCGAAACGUCGAUCGCCAGCACGAUUGACAGCCGUCUCAGCGUGGCGAAUCCGUGCUCGCCCGUGCCGUGCACGCUCGGCACAAGGUGGCCAAUGAGAAUUAAUCGGGAAGAGAACGAAACCACCGAGAAUCGAAAAGAAACGGAGAACUCAAGAACAACUCACGAUGUGAUCGGGAACGAACGCACGAAUAACAACGUCUGUAAAGAAGACGACGUCCGACAGAGGCUCGCGCAGUGUAGCCCGGACUUUCCCGCGUCUCCCGACGAGAGCAAAGACAUCGAGCACGAUGAAACGAGCACGGAUUCAACGACGAGCAAAAAGAAGAAGAAGAAAAAAUCCAAUGUCAGUCCACGUGGGGGACACUCUCCCGAGAUCAGUUCGGCGAAGAGUGACUCUCCCGAGCCUGAGCACGCGGUCGCGAGGGCUCGGGGUGAUGGCAAUUCCGACGACGAGUCGGCCAACGUCGAAGAGGAUUCGGAAUUGGCCGAGCUGGCUAAACUACGUUGUCCGAGCGAGCGAACGGAGGUCCAGGCCGAGCGGGAGGCUCGAAGGCGAAAGAGAUGCGCUGAUUAUCCCGGCCUCGCCUUCGGUUGCUCCAUAUUCUCCAGCGACACGAUGAUGAAGUUCAGUCUGAUUAAGAACGAAUUGCAGAAUAUCAUGGGCAAUCAGCUGAAGCGGGCUGAGUCUGAAGUCGCCGCCCUGAAUCGUCGUAUUCAGUUGUUGGAGGAAGAUCUCGAGAGAUCCGAAGAGCGUCUUGCCACUGCCACUGCCAAAUUGGCAGAGGCAUCGCAAGCUGCCGAUGAAAGCGAACGCGCUCGCAAGAUUCUCGAGAAUCGCAGCUUGGCGGACGAAGAGCGCAUGGACGCCCUCGAGAAUCAGCUGAAGGAAGCCAGGUUCCUCGCCGAAGAAGCCGACAAGAAAUACGAUGAGGUCGCCCGUAAAUUGGCCAUGGUUGAGGCCGAUCUAGAACGCGCCGAGGAGCGUGCCGAGGCCGGAGAGUCCAAGAUCGUCGAGCUUGAAGAAGAGUUGCGUGUCGUCGGCAACAACUUGAAGUCUCUCGAAGUCUCCGAGGAGAAGGCGACGCAGAGAGAGGAGACGUUCGAGGGUCAAGUGAAGAUACUGGAUAGUCAAUUGAAAGAGGCUGAGGCACGUGCUGAGUUCGCAGAAAGAUCCGUGCAGAAACUCCAGAAGGAAGUAGACAGGCUCGAAGACGUGCUGGUAAGCGAGCGCUGUAAGUACAAAGCGAUCGCCGAAGAGAUGGAUCAGACGUUCGCCGACCUCGCCGGAUAUUAGCAGGCAGGCUAAAUGUAUGCGACGGGAGUGUUACAUGCGAAAGAAAGAGAGAAAAAAAAACAGAUUGUUCACGCUACGAUAAAAUGACACUGCCAGCACGCGGACCCUUCGCCACACGUCGUCCAAGUAUAUUAGCAUUCCACGCGCUGAGAAAAUCGAAGAUGAGAAGGAUAAUCUCUGACAUUUAGCGUUAGCCAUAGCAACGCGUGACGGCCAUAGAAAUUACUUUUUCAAUCGUAGUGUUUUGCCAAAAGUAUUACCGCGCGAUUUAUAACAUUCCCUCGGUAGCAUUUUAUAUAAGAACUUUACAUAAGAUUUUUCUUUUAUCUCGGAAAAAAACGUUUUUUUUUUAACAGUGAUAAGCGUGUAUAUUUGCGCAUCCAAAGACUGGUCAACGAUUAAUCUGUUUUCUUCCGUUAGCUGCCGCGCAAAAUGUUCAAUGCCUACGGCGACUUACUGAAUAUCAAUUUUGCCUAUCUCUGCACAGCGAUCUUAUCUUUUAUAUCCAGUAAUCUUCAUUAUUUGUCCAUUUUGCGUACAACUAAUAUGAUAUCGAGAAAUCUUAAGAAAAUACAUUUUUUUUUUCACUUUGCUUAGCGCUACAAUUUUUACUGAAAAUUGUCGAAAAUUUGCGAUUAACAAACUACAGUACAACAUAUACAUUCCAGAAAUGAUACGAAUGCUACGUCUUAUUCUUACUCCUUUUUCUAAAAAAAAACUCUAUCUUCUAUGGCCUUAAAUGUCACAUUCAUGUUCAUCGUCAUGCGACAAAUGUGUUCAAGACACGUCUCUCUAUAUAUAGAUAUAUAUAUAUAUAAGCAGGAAACCAAAAGAAUUUCCUUUCGAUAAUAAUAUCAAUUUAAUAUCUAUAUUCGAUUGUAAAGACUCGGUAUAAAUAUGUACGAAUUGCGAGAAUUUAAAAAUAAAUUUUAAUGCUAAGAAAUGAUUUUAGAGCCAGACAAGCAUUUCCUGCUUAUAGCAUCCAUUUUGUUUUCAGAGAUGAUAAUAUUCAUCGUUAAACAUACGAUUCUUUACAUGUCCUUCACCAUACAAGUAGAUAGCAUGGUCCAGUGGUGCGCUUGAGUUCCGUUAAAUUGUAUUAAGGAACAUUACAUAUUAUCCAUAUUUUCAAGUCACGCUUCUAUGUUGCAUCAUACUGUAAUAUCAUUAUAUGUUGUGUCAAAGUACUGAUGAAAUACUAAUUUACUCGCUAAAGCAAAAUAUUUCAUUCUAAUAAUACAAGAUAUAUUAUAUAAGUGUUCAUUACAAGCAUGUAUAAAUAAUGCUUUUACAAUAUAAAAAAGUUUGAAAAGCAAUCUGGGCUGAAUCAUGAUACGAGAAAUAUGUCUGACAGAAAAACAGAAUAUACUAUUACAAAUAAAAAUACGCUCAAAAACGAUAGAAUGAGGAAGUCGAUCAAGUUCGAUACAUCACGACUCUCGGCAACGUAAUUUUAAUGCUGAACACAUUUUGUACUUUAGUCUUUAAUCUUUCGCAUAUUGAGUCAAUAGUUUAAUGUAAUCGUGCAAGAGUUGCCGGGAUUGACGAUCAAUCUUGGACCAAGCUCAGAAACUUUCAAACACGCACUCGAUGCAGCGAUUUUUGACUCUAUCUUGUGUGAUAAUUAUCAUUUUAUUUGUAUUUAUAUUACUUUCAAUAAAUAUAUAUGCAUAUUUUAUAUCUCUAAAUAUUGAAUGUGUUUAAGUGUUUCAUUCUCAGAUCGAAUUCUAAGGAAAAAGGAAUUUGAUCGAUGACAGAAAAGGAAGGAUUUCACAUUUCGAGAUGGAGUACGCUUGUCAAUAACAUGAGACAACUGCAGGUUUACAUAACAUAUAUAUUCAUUAUUUUUUUAUAUGAUUCAAUACGAUAAUAUAAUAUUAUCUGUUUCUAAACACACAACGCUAACAUAUACUUCUGUAUGUUGUAGUUAAAAUUUAAAAUCUUCAUCUCUCUUUUCAGCAAUCUAAUAUAAUUACAAAAGUGCUGAGUAACACGUUUCCAAAAAUAUCGUUUCUCUUGCUUAUAAUAGAUGGGACGACGUCAUGUGUGGUUCGCAAAACAACAAGUUACUUAUAAUUUUUUUUUUAUACAUUUUGUUAAUUUGCCCAUUUCCACCGGACGUCGUUCCACAGUAUAAUACACCUAUUCAGGUAAAUGUAGA
Molecule: messenger RNA, 3884 nt
Organism: Pseudomyrmex gracilis
Lineage: Eukaryota; Metazoa; Arthropoda; Insecta; Hymenoptera; Formicidae
Gene: Tm1
Product: tropomyosin
Exons: 8
Coding region: 158-1723 (521 amino acids)
Biological process (GO): muscle contraction; actin filament organization
Cellular component (GO): actin filament
Molecular function (GO): actin filament binding
Source: RefSeq, a predicted model, not a curated record